AUGCAUUCACACCACUCGCACUCUGGGGACUAUGUUGCCCAUGGUGUUGAUAAAUUAGAAGAUAUGGUUUCCAGAACAAUUGAAUUGGAAUUUCAAAUAUACUGUCUUACUGAACACAUGCCUAGAAUUAAUUCAAAGUUUUUGUAUCCAGAGGAAACUUCUUCAACUAAAAAUGAUACAGAAUCAUUAGAGAAGUUACAAGAUAAUUUUUCGAAGUUUUUGAGACAUGCAAGUGAAAUUAAAGAGAGAAACUCAUCUAAGCCCACUGCAUUUAUAAUUGGUACUGAAAUCGAAGGUUGUGAUAUCGAACAUAUCGAUUAUGCUAAAACAAUACUUGAGAAACAUAAAGAUACUAUAAAAUUCGCAGUUGGUUCUAUACACCAUGUCAAUUCAAUCCCAAUUGAUUUUGAUCAAAAAAAUUGGAAUAAAGCAUUAUCAUCAUCAAAAAAUAACAUCAAGAAUUUCUUAUUAGAUUAUUAUGAACUUCAAUAUAUAAUGCUUCAAAAAUUGAAACCAUUGGUUGUUGGGCAUUUUGAUUUAUACAAAUUAUUAAUACCCUCUGAUUUGAAAAUAAAUAUCCAUACAGGUGACAUAGCAUAUGACGAUGAUGAUGUUAACAACAUGAUGAUAUCCGAUAUAGAACUAGAAAACAAUUGGGAAAUCGUACAGGCUACAAUAAUUAGAAAUUUGAAGUAUAUUAACUCUUAUGGCGGAUUAAUAGAGAUAAAUACAUCAGCAUUAAGAAAAAAUUUAUCAGAACCUUACCCUGGAUCAAUUAUCUGUAAAUUGGUUAAGGAACAUUGUCAAGGAAGAUUUGUUCUGAGUGAUGACGCACAUGCAAUUUCUCACAUAGGUACCAAUUACAAAAAAGCAUUAGAAUAUAUGACUGACACUAUCCACUUGGAUGAAAUUUAUCAUUUAGAAGAGACCUCUAACGGUGAAAUCAAAGUGGUAUCACAGCCAUUAACCGAAUUUUCAAGAUCAAACUUUUGGAAUAAUCUUGAUUAA
Vanderwaltozyma polyspora DSM 70294 is the source of this 1008-nucleotide messenger RNA. RefSeq names its product histidinol-phosphatase (gene HIS2). The record is from RefSeq and is a predicted model, not a curated record. Bases 1 to 1008 code for a protein of 335 amino acids. Gene Ontology annotation, cellular component: cytoplasm. Gene Ontology annotation, biological process: L-histidine biosynthetic process. Lineage: Eukaryota; Fungi; Ascomycota; Saccharomycetes; Saccharomycetales; Saccharomycetaceae. The transcript has a single exon. Gene Ontology annotation, molecular function: histidinol-phosphatase activity.